UUAGUGUGCACAAUUAUUAGGCAACUAUUACUGUGCACAAUCAUUAGGCAAUAAUUAGUGUGCACAAUCAUUAGGCAAUUAUUACUGUGCACAAUCAUUAGGCAAAUAUGUAUGUGCACAAUCAUUAGGCAAUUAUUAGUGUGCACAAUCAUUAGGCAAUUUUUACUGUGCACAAUCAUUAGGCAAUUACUAGUGUGCACAAUCAUUAGGCAACUAUGUAUGUGCACAAUCAUUAGGCAAUUACUAGUGUGCACAAUCAUUAGGCAAUUAUUACUGUGCACAAUCAUUAGGCAAUUACUAGUGUACACAAUCAUUAGGCAAUUAUUACUGUGCACAAUCAUUAGGCAAUUAUUACUGUGCACAAUCAUUAGGCAACUAUGUAUGUGCACAAUCAUUAGGCAAUUAUUAGUGUGCACAAUUAUUAGGCAACUAUGUAUGUGCACAAUCAUUAGGCAAUUAUUAGUGUGCACAAUCAUUAGGCAAUUAUUACUGUGCACAAUCAUUAGGCAACUAUGUAUGUGCACAAUCAUUACGCAACUAUGUAUGUGCACAAUCAUUAGGCAAUUACUAGUGUACACAAUCAUUAGGCAACUAUGUAUGUGCACAAUCAUUAGGCAAUUAUUACUGUGCACAAUCAUUAGGCAACUAUGUAUGUGCACAAUAAUUAGGCAAUUAUUACUGUGCACAAUCAUUAGGCAAUUAUUACUGUGCACAAUCAUUAGGCAACUAUGUAUGUGCACAAUCAUUAGGCAAUUAUUAGUGUGCACAAUUAUUAGGCAACUAUUUGUGUGCACAAUCAUUAGGCAAUUACUAAUGUGCACAAUUAUUAGGCAAUUAUUAGUGUGCACAAUUAUUAGGCAAUUAUUAGUGUGCACAAUUAUUGGGCAACUGUUUAUGUGCACAAUCAUUAGGCAAUUAUUAGUGUGCACAAUCAUUAUGCAACUAUUUAUGUGCACAAUCAUUAUGCAACUAUUUAUGUGCACAAUCAUUAUGCAACUAUUUAUGUGCACAAUCAUUAUGCAACUAUUUAUGUGCACAAUCAUUAUGCAACUAUUUAUGUGCACAAUCAUUAUGCAAUUAUUAGUGUGCACAAUCAUUAUGCAACUAUGUAUGUGCACAAUCAUUAGGCAAUUAUUAGUGUGCACAAUCAUUAGGCAAUUACUAGUGUGCACAAUUAUUAGGCAAUUAUUAGUGUGCACAAUCAUUAGGCAAUUACUAGUGUGCACAAUUAUUAGUGUGCACAAUUAUUAGGCAACUAUUUAUGUGCACAAUCAUUAUGCAACUAUUUAUGUGCACAAUCAUUACGCAACUAUGUAUGUGCACAAUCAUUAGGCAAUUACUAGUGUGCACAAU
Xyrauchen texanus (razorback sucker) is the source of this 1353-nucleotide messenger RNA. RefSeq lists its product as uncharacterized. The record is from RefSeq and is a predicted model, not a curated record. Lineage: Eukaryota; Metazoa; Chordata; Actinopteri; Cypriniformes; Catostomidae. The coding region runs from base 112 to 1251 and encodes 379 amino acids. The transcript is spliced from 2 exons.